Striga hermonthica is the source of this 3327-nucleotide messenger RNA. NCBI's taxonomy places the organism in Eukaryota, Viridiplantae, Streptophyta, Magnoliopsida, Lamiales, Orobanchaceae. The record is from the annotation of a GenBank genome assembly.
AUGGACAGAAACAGAGAAUCCAGGAGAGCGAGCAUCGUCGGCUCCAAUGGCUUCAAUCGGAGAAGGCACAGAACUAACAGCGUUAGAGACUCUCCAGAUGAAGAUGGAGGAGUGGAAUUACAGGAAUCGGUGAGGCUGAGGGAGAGAGUGAAGAAAGAUCGAGAUCGGGAGAGGGAGAGAGACAGGGAGAGAGAAAGAGAUAGAGAGAGAGAAAGGGAAAGAGAUUUGAGAGAGCGGUCCAGUCGGAGUAAGAGGAGGAGAGCGGAGAGACUAGCGAGCAACAGAGAUGACACCGGCGGAGAUGAGACCUCCGAAGAGAGCCUCAACGACGACGAGGACGAGGAAUACGAAGAUAACGUCUCCUCCGGCACCGCCGGCGUCAGGAUGCUCUCUCCGGCGGUGGGUCCCGUUUCCAGCCACCACAACCACCUCGUUCACGGCGGAAGCCACCACCACAGCCAGACCAGUAGCUUUAGUCAACCACAACAGCACAACAGUAACAGCACUAGCAAUAUUGUAAGUAACAGCAGCCACCAUCUUCAGCACAGGAAAACCUUCCCUCCAAGCUCUUCGUCUUCAGCCAAGGUUCUGAGGGCGCCGCCUGUUUGGAAAUCCGGCGACGAGAUGAUAGGCGUCUCCGUUCCCAGAAAAGCUCGUUCUGCUUCUACGAAGAGGUCGCACGAUUGGAUCUCAAGCACCAGCAACAACAGCAGCGGCGGAGUUUCCGGUGGGGCAGAUCAGAAUCCGGCGCAGCCGUCAAGUUCUCCGGCGAGACCAACUCACGUUUCUGCAUCUCCUGUCACGCCCGCGGUGGCUCCACCGUCUCCAUCUUCUUCCAAUGUUUCCAUUCGAAAAAAGCUUAAACACAGCGCCAACAGCGCCGCCGGCCCUAAAUUGAAGCCGCCGAAAGUCUCAGCGUCAUCGUCAAAACCCAGCUCAUCAAACCCAGAGGAGCUUGAGAUUGAGAUUGCCGAGGUUUUAUACGGCUUGAUGACCCAGACACAAGGCCCAUCUACAUCAAAGAAAGAGGAAUCGAGAGAAGCUAAUCGGUUGAGCGUGGAUGCCAAGUCCCAUAAUUCAUCUCCGAUCCCUAAUUCAAUUCAGAAUAACAAUAAUAAUCUCAUCGCCGGAGGAGCUAAUUCCGGCGCCCUCUCCGCCGUCGCCCCAAAGAGAAAGAGGCCGAGGCAGGUACCGGAAGUCUCGAAUUUCGGCGUACGGACAAAACCCGAAACAGAUCAGGCACCAAAGAUCGAAAUAUCGUCUCCUAAUGUGGAGAAAACGGCGGGAUCUGCAUGUGAGAGUGCGUCUGAAGCCACAAGGGGCAAUCCUGUCAUUUCACAAGGACAGGCAGCCGAGCCGCCGCCUGUGUCGACAGCGCAAGUUUCGAUGAAGUUGGAAUCGGAGCUGAAGCCUGCGGCCAACGAAUUUAAAGAAAGCAGAAGUUUCAUUGCCAAGGAAGAUGUUAGCUCAUCUAAGGAGCAGGAAUCUCCUGCUGUGAGAGCCCAGGAUGCCAGUAAUAGGGACUCGCCGUCGGUGGCCACUGCUUCAUCUGCUGCUGGUACACCGACUAAUGCGAACUUGCCUGUGUCUGAUGUUGGAAAUCAGAAAGAAGAAAAGUUUGAGAUAGAUCUGAUGGCACCCCCUCCACAAGUGAGAUCAUCGCCCGAAAGGGAAACCAAGAUUGAUUUGAGUGCUUCUUCCGCCACCGUUGUUGAUCAGAAGCCCCUUUUAUUGAAUCUCGACAAAGAUAUGAAGCCGGUAGUGGUGUCGAAGGAUAACGAGAACGACAAGGGUGAAAGCGGAAACGGGAAUGUUCGUUCGGUGGCUGAAGAAAAGAAAUAUGAGGAGAGUGAAUCUAACAAGACAAUCGAGAACAUGGGGCGGGAUACUGAUUUAAGUCUUGAUUUGGCGGAAAAACAGGGAAGAGAAACUGUGAGCUCUAACGUUAAUGCCAACGAAAACAAAUCACCAAUGCAGAUUGAAAAGCAACAAGUGCCUGCUAAGGCAGCAAGCAAAGAAGAGCCUCCUUCUGAGAAGCCUGGUCAUUCAACAAGCUCACUGCCUUUACCCAUGUCCAUGGCUAGUUGGCCCGGUGGGCUUCCUCCUAUGGGAUACAUGGCCCCAUUGCAAGGUGUGGUCUCAAUGGAUGGAAGUAGUGUGGCACCACCAACUCAUAUACAGCCGCUUUUUUCUCAACCACGACCAAAACGUUGUGCCACACAUUGCCACAUUGCCAGGAACAUACACUGUCUCCAGCAGUUUAUGAAGAUGAACCCUUUCUGGCCUGCUCCAGCUGGGUCGCCCGCUUCUUUAUUCGGAUCGAAACCUUGCAGUCUUAAUGUGGGCCCUCCUCCCCAGGCUGAUUUGAACACUACUGCUUCCAGAGGUGUUAGUGGUAGUAGUAGUGGCCAGGAUAAAGGGCAGGCCCUUGCCGGUGCCCCUAAUAAUGUUGCCCAAGGCCCAUCGUCUCUCGGGCCGACAGUGGUAUCAUCCAUGCACAAGAACAUCAGCCACCAGCAUACUCGAUCUCAACCGCCAAUGCAUACUCAAAUAUCCUUUGGAGGUAAUCAAAAGCAAUCAGUAACCUCACAAGGGCAACAAGCAGUGGCACCGACUUCUAAUAGCAACCAGGUUGGGUCACCCACAACUUCUUCCAUUUCCAAAGGAGCAACUAGUGGGAGCCCGAGGACAACUUCAUCCGCUUCAACAAACAACAAAGUGAGUCACGGGACGUCCUUUUCUACACAGCAGCCCAAAAACUCACCUUCCAUGCCCACCCAGAAAUCGCCCUCAAUUCUCGGAAAUCCUCAUGGGCCAAAAAACCAAAUGCAACAGCAGCAUUCACAGCCCAAGACCAUGCAGCAGCAGCAGCAGCAGCAGGCCCAGCUAUUCUUUUCGAGCCCAUAUACCCAAUCACAGCCUCAUUACUCAAUGGGGACAGCAAGCUCGGCUGCUGCCAGCUCAAGCGGAUACUACAUGACACAAAGACGGCCCACCGGGCCUGACCAGCACCAGCGAGGUCCAGGUGGCAAUCCCAUAAUGUCCUCUAGUGGUGUACUGUCAUUAAGCACUCCCGUUUCAUUGCCUAAUACGAGCACCAAUGACCCAGCUUCAGCAAUUGCAGCGGCUACUUGUAAUGCGAAAGGAGGUUUACAGUUACAGAGCAUGAUGCAUGGGUCCCCAUUUGGUGCCCAGUCGAGCGGGAUUUUGCCAGCUGGAUUCUCGUACGUACAUCCUGUGCCGGCUGGGGUUCAGGUGAAACCUGCUGAGCAAAAGCAGACUACCGGAAAUGACAAUUUGCAUCCAUGGCAGCCUGAGAAGAAAUGA